AUGGAACAAAUUGAUGCUUUCGUGAUAAAAACUUAUGAUUUGAUAGGACAGUAUUUCCCUAGUAAUGGUGUAAAAGGUAAAAUAGAGAAGGUUCAGGAAGGAAUAAGGAAACCUGAAUGUAUAAGAACUAAAGCUAAGCCCGACGUGAACGAUUUAAGUAGAAUUGCGUUGAAAUUACCCAAUUGGCAGGUAUUAAGUCAGGAUUCAUGUCAUCUAUCACCAACUAGACCAAAAGUACUUGUUGGAUAUUAUCCUGCUUAUAAACUUAAUUUAACACUGGGUGUGGAUUUUGAUAUCAGCUCAUCAAUUGAUUACUUAAACUAUGUUGCAUUUGGCCCAAAUGACCUUGUUAAUAAUGGCGCAAAUCUUAAUAUUGGUGGUGACCCAAUGGUAUUUUUUAACAGUCAAUCUUCCAAGUUGUAUAAACUGUUAAGCUAUAAAGCAAAAAACAGUCUAAAUUUUAAGCUUAUUCUAUCAAUCCUAUUACCAACUGAUGGAAAUAAUUUAACUAAAUUCUUUAAUAAACAACCUUUGGAUCCGAUUCAGGGUUGGUAUAAUCCGAAUAGCACACAAAAUACGAAAUUCAUUGGGGAUUUAAUUACUGUUGUUAAUAGUUUUAACUUUGAUGGAAUUGAUAUUGAUUAUCCCUAUAAAUUUCCGUGCAGUCCUUCAAUAGGAUUCGUUGAUUCUGAUUUUCUAAAUUUCAUAAAUGCCAUAUCAUCGCGAUUAGGUAAUAAGGAUUUAACAAUUACGGCGGGUCAAUAUUCUAUAAAAGGCCUCAACCAAAACAUUGUUAAUUUUAUAAAUAUUCAGGGAUUUCAUCUUAAUAUAAAUAACACGUAUACAAGUUCUGGAAUAGACAAAAUCUCGCAAAUGUUAAAUGAUUGGAAUUUUAUAGAUCACUCAAAACUCUUUUUGGGAGUUGAGUUUGGAGGAAUUGUCGAAAUUGUUACUUCUAAUAAUAUUAGAUCAGACAUUGAGAAACGAAACCUUCAACCAGUAAACGACUCAAAUUUUCAGUUCCCUUUUGCUAAUGAACCGAUUUCGGAUUUGUGUAAAUAUUCAUCAUAUGCAUAUUUAUCUUGGGAAAAUUUAAGUGAACAACCAUAUCUUUACCGACAACAAAACUCGCCUUCAAAAUAUUAUGUUACUUUUUAUGAAGAUUAUCAAUCGUUAAGUGCUAAACUCGACUAUAUAAGAAUUAAUAAUUUAGCAGGAAUUUCGAUUGUAGAUAUCACCAAAGAUUCGAAAGACUUACAAUUGACAAACUUUAUUUUGAGAAUUUCAGGCACUUCAUCUAAAUCCCAGCUUAAUAUAGGUGCAAUAGUAGGUGGUGUAAUAGGCGCCAUUAUUUUUAUUGGCGCAUUAGCAGUUGGUAUCGUAUUAUAUCGAAGACACAAAGAGGAAACGUCUAUUUCAAAGUAUAUCUCUGAUACAACCUACUCGGAUACAAAUCAUAUGUCUCCUAAUAUGUCUGGAGCGUAG
This is a messenger RNA of Cetraspora pellucida, 1485 nucleotides long. NCBI's taxonomy places the organism in Eukaryota, Fungi, Glomeromycota, Glomeromycetes, Diversisporales, Gigasporaceae. The record is from the annotation of a GenBank genome assembly.